Molecule: messenger RNA, 252 nt
Organism: Plasmodium gonderi
Lineage: Eukaryota; Apicomplexa; Aconoidasida; Haemosporida; Plasmodiidae
Exons: 3
Coding region: 1-252 (83 amino acids)
Source: RefSeq, a predicted model, not a curated record
AUGGGAAAGUACAAUUUAAUAUUCAAGAAGAACUGGUUUGCAAAAAGUAUUUUUGGGACAGUCGGAAUUUUUGUCACUCUGGAUCAGCUAGCUAGAUAUCAGUACAAUAUCCCGGAGAUCAGAGAUCCCAACCUAACCAUGUGGCCAUGGUGGCUUGAAAAAGUCAACGAGAAAAGUGGAUUGUCUUAUAAAGUAGGUUUCCCCACACGUUCACUUGGGUUUGUAUGUUCAUAUGUACUGUGGGAAUUGUAA